GUGCGGUUUCACCGUCUCACUUGCAGCAAACCGGAGACGGAAACGUUGAACUACGUAGCAGAGGCGAGCGACAAACACAGACUAACUGCAUUAAGUGGGAGCUCUUUGGCAUUUGUUUUUGCACUGAGCGUCAAAUUUCUAUUUGACAGGAUAUUGAUGUCAUAUUGUGGAACUCAAAACGGCGGCCGCCGCAGCAAAUGGGACCAACCCGGUCCCGGCUAUGGCUCUGGUGGGAUGGGGGAGGCUGAAGCUGCACCCACCGGGGCUCUGGAUGCUGCAGCUGCUGUGGCUGCCAAGAUAAACGCUAUGUUGGUAGCCAAGGGCAAACUCAAACCCUCGCAGAUAGGCGUCCCUGGACCACCUGAUAAGGCUGUAGUUGUUGGGAAGCCCCCAGUGCCAACAAAGGCCAAGGAUGACCUGGUCGUAGCUGAGGUUGAAAUCAAUGAUGUCCCAAUCACUUGUCGAAACCUCCUGACACGCGGACAAACGCAGGAUGAGAUUAGUAAAGUGAGCGGUGCCGCGGUGUCAACCAGAGGCCGUUACAUGACAGCAGAGGAGAAGGGCAAAGCUGUACCAGGGGAUCGCCCUUUGUAUCUGCACGUCCAAGGACAGACUAGAGACCUCGUCGACAGGGCAGUUAAUAGAAUCAAGGAGAUCAUCACCAACGGUGUGGUGAAGGCUGCAACUGCCUCAUCAUCAUCUUCAUCCUUCCCCCCUGGUGGAGCUUCUGUCACAGUUUACCAACAGCACAAUCCACCUCCUCCCUCACUGCCCCCCAUGACCCACCACAAACCACACUUUCAGUCCGGGAUGCAUUAUGUUCAAGAUAAAAUCUUUGUGGGCCUGGAGCAUGCUAUCCCGGGGUUUGUGGUCAAAGAGCGGGUCGAGGGCCCUGGCUGUUCGUACCUGCAGCACAUUCAGGCUGAGACAGGUGCAAAAGUCUUCCUUAGGGGAAAGGGAUCAGGCUGUUUAGAGCCUGCCUCUGGACGAGAGGCCUUUGAACCCAUGUACAUCUACAUCAGUCAUCCUAAACCAGAAGGACUUGCUGCAGCAAAAACCUUGUGUGAGAACCUGCUUCAGACAGUUCAUGGAGAGUAUUCUCGCUUCCUCAGUCAAAUGAGCACAAUGAUGCCAACACAACAAGGCUUUGCACAGCCUCCAGUGGUGAAUGGGAUGCCUCCGCAGACUUCUUACUAUCCCCCUGCUGGAUACCAGCCAGGCUUCCCCAUGCCUGUACCUCCACCUCAGCCACAACCUGUCCUUCCACCUUACGCUGUCCCACCUCCUUUACCUCACGCAGCACCUGCAGGUUUGCCUCCUCAGUACCCCCUCCCCCAUGCCCCCACACCUGCUCCUGCUCCUGCCCCAGCUCCAACUCCAGCGCCAGCUCUUGCCCCUGCACCUGCUCCAAGCGCUAUGCCACAGAAUCUUCCUCCUGUACCAUUUCCUCCAUCAGCUGCAGCGCCACCCAAAGCUCCACCUCCUGCUGCCCCAGCCAACCCACCACAGAAAAGACGCUUCACAGAGGAGGUCCCAGACGAGAGGAACAGCGGUCUGCUCGGAUACCAGCAUGGACCCAUUCAUAUGACUAAUUUAGGUGCAGGCUUCCCAGUGGGCAGCCCGGAGACUGCAGGUCCCCCAGCACAGAGUUCCUCUGGCCUACCGAGUGAGAGGGACAGUCGGCAGCUAAUGCCUCCGCCUCUGUUGCCUGUGAAUGGAGUAAGACCCAAGAUGGAGGAGAGAAGAGCACCGCAAGGCUCCGUGGACUCUGCAGCGAAGAGAAUGAAAACUGGUUUAGUGGCGUACACCGGCGACUCUUCUGAUGAAGAGGAAGAUCAUUCAACCUCAAAAGCCUCAGGGCCAGGUAACCCUGUGGCAGUCCCCCCCACCUCCACUUCCUCAGGGUGGAUGCAGGGCUAUCGCUGCCCUCCUCCACCACCCCCUCGUGCUAAAACACAGCCACAGUCUAUGCCUUUCUGGAUGGCACCCUAAAACAGGAAAAAUCUAACCUCCUUCAUUGCUUUGUGCAGAGUCUUACAGUCUUUUUCCACCACUCAUCGCCCUUUCAUCACAUGGAUGUCUCUUUACAGCUACAUCUUGGCCGCAGUAUUAUUUUAGUACUUGGGUCCAAAUGGACAUACUAAUGUUUUGGAAAACCCCUCUUUGGUGCACACAUAAUAGUUUGAAGACGAACAUUUGCAGGACUGAUGCCCCAAACUAUUUUGUGGAUGUAUAGAUGGUCAGAUGAGCAAUAUUCUGCCUCCGAUUUUAUUUGGAAUGGAAUAAAAUCCCAUGCCAGGUGAAGUGUUUGAAUAUAGUGUCUUUGUAAAAAAAAAAAAAAAAUCACAAGGCAAUGAUGUUGUACAUCACUGACUACUUUUCAUUUGAUCCCCACAGCUUUUCUUACUUUGUCACCCCCUUUCCAUUCUCCCUAUCCUAGUUGGUGACACAGUCCUUUUAUAUUCUGGUCUUUUUGUACAGAUCAUAUUGGACUAAUAUGUAGUAAACCCACUGAAUUUAUUUCAUGCUUUAAUGAAAUAAAUAAACUUAAUUUAUUGCCGUG
This is a messenger RNA of Micropterus dolomieu (smallmouth bass), 2563 nucleotides long. It is a transcript of the gene khdc4, whose product is annotated as KH domain containing 4, pre-mRNA splicing factor. The transcript has 14 exons. Lineage: Eukaryota; Metazoa; Chordata; Actinopteri; Centrarchiformes; Centrarchidae. The record is from RefSeq and is a predicted model, not a curated record. Gene Ontology annotation, cellular component: nucleus. Gene Ontology annotation, molecular function: RNA binding. The coding region runs from base 157 to 1992 and encodes 611 amino acids.